This is a messenger RNA of Limulus polyphemus (Atlantic horseshoe crab), 1866 nucleotides long. Its product is annotated as chondroitin proteoglycan-2-like. Gene Ontology annotation, cellular component: extracellular region. The transcript is spliced from 7 exons. The coding region runs from base 7 to 1866 and encodes 619 amino acids. Gene Ontology annotation, molecular function: chitin binding. Lineage: Eukaryota; Metazoa; Arthropoda; Merostomata; Xiphosura; Limulidae. The record is from RefSeq and is a predicted model, not a curated record.
UCUACGAUGACUACCACUACAACUUCUCAACCACCAGUAAUCGGUCCUUUUGAUUGUCCUGAACCAUAUGGCCUCUUCAGAGACCCAUAUAACUGUGAGAGAUUCUACCACUGUUCACAUGGUAUUCCUUACCGAAAAUGGUGCCCUGCUAACCUUCAUUUUAAUGAACACCUUAAAGUCUGUGAUUGGCCAGGGAAUGCUUGCUGUGAGAAAAACAAGCCCUGUCCAAAACCGACUCCCGAGCCCACACAACCCGACAAAGGAUGUGACUGUGAAUGCUGUUUCUUCCCCGAUGAGAAAGAUUGUGCAGCUUACACGUAUUGCGAGAAAGGAGUUCUUUACAGAAGACGAUGCACAGACGGGCUUUAUUUUAACCCUAAAAUAGCAAAUUGUGACCAUAAAAGCAAUGUCCAAUGUGAGCUUGAUCCAAAGUGUCCACAGCCCAAUGGAAAGUUCCCAAUUCCUGGUACCUCUGUCUAUUACAUUCUUUGUAUUAACAACAUUGCCAGGAGAGAAAAAUGUCCAGAGGGACUUCAAUUUGAUCCUGUCACCAUGUGCUGCACUUGGCCUGACACGUGUAACAAAACAGUUACUGGACUUAAGCCUUACCUACCCAAGAACGAAUGUCCGUGUGAUUGUUGUGCCAUCCCUGAUCCCAAAGAUUGCACCAAGUUCAUCCUCUGUAUCAACGGUAAUGCCAUUAAACAAACCUGUGCUGAUGGACUUCGCUUUAACCCGAAAAUAGAAAACUGUGACUAUGCCAGAAACGUGGACUGCGACCCUCCUUGCGACAAAGACUGUGAUGAGAAACCAACUCAACCUCCUGGUAUUCAUUGCAAAAAACCGUCAGGUCUCUUCCCUCAUCCUGAUAAAUGUAACCUGUUUAUUCACUGCUCCCACGGUAUCCCUCACGUCAAAAAUUGUCCAAGUAUUCUUCACUUUAACCCCAACCUUAGAGUUUGUGAUUGGCCAUGGAACGCUGGCAGCAGUCACAGAUACUGCAGUCUGGCCAGGGCUGUGGAUCUGGUGGGAUUGGUUUGGAUGGAUCUCCUAGAAAAGACAAAUAUCAGUUUCACUUGUAAUGUAAAAUACGAUAAACUAAAUUUGUUUAUAUGCAUCAAGCCUACCCUAACUCCCACUACAAAACCUGGUGAUUGUGACUGUGACGGCUGCUUCACACCUGACCCCACAGACUGUGCUUCUUACUAUCGUUGUAUAGAUGGAAUACGUGUUAAAUACACGUGUUCUCCUGGCUUAUACUUCAACAGACACACCAAGAAAUGUGAUUACAAAGAUAAUGUCAGUUGUUACAACUUUAAGUGUCCGAGCAGAAACGGGAUGUUUAAGAACAAAAACGACUGUGGAAUGUUCUGGCAUUGUUCCAACUAUAUUCCAUACCUGAAGGAGUGUCCGUCCAACCUACACUGGAGUGUGGAGAGACAAAGAUGUGAAUGGCCUUGUAUCGCCAAGUGUGAUCCUUCUGUUCCAAGAACAUUAUACUCACGUGGAACAGAUGGAUCACAUUUGGCAAAACACGGCCAAUCGCAUCUCUUUGUCUUUUCAUUCCAGUGUAAUUUAGGAUUACAGUCCUUAAGAUUUGUUGUUCCAUUCUUUACAUGUACAUACAUUACUAUAUUUAUAUCUAGUGACGACGGUUGUGGGAAAUGGAUUAGAGACCCAGUCUGUACCACUUUAGACGGUCUCUUUUCUAAGAAAGACGACUGUACCAAGUUCUACCACUGUACUAAUGGUAUCGCCUAUCUGAAGGAUUGUCCUGCAUCUCUCUACUUUAACCCUCUUCUCAAAGUCUGUGAUUGGCCAAGAAACGUCCAUAAUUGUGGAGUUGACCCAGGUAAAGCUCACUAA